This is a messenger RNA of Eublepharis macularius, 1542 nucleotides long. RefSeq names its product solute carrier family 18 member A3 (gene SLC18A3). Gene Ontology annotation, biological process: transmembrane transport; chemical synaptic transmission. The record is from RefSeq and is a predicted model, not a curated record. The transcript has a single exon. Bases 1 to 1542 code for a protein of 513 amino acids. Lineage: Eukaryota; Metazoa; Chordata; Lepidosauria; Squamata; Eublepharidae. Gene Ontology annotation, molecular function: acetylcholine transmembrane transporter activity. Gene Ontology annotation, cellular component: AP-1 adaptor complex; terminal bouton; AP-2 adaptor complex.
AUGGAGGAGGCGGCGGCGGCGGCGGCGGGCUCGUCGGGGCCCCGCGGGGCGGCCGAGCGGCUGCGGGCGGCGGUGGGCCGGGCGCUGCAGGAGGCGCCCCGGCAGCGGCGCCUCCUGCUGGUGGUGGUGUGCGUGGCGCUGCUGCUGGACAACAUGCUCUACAUGGUCAUCGUGCCCAUCGUGCCGGACUUCGUGGCCUCCAUGGGCGCGGCCGGGCCCCGCCAGGGGGCGCCGCCCGGCCCGGCCCACCCCGGCCCCCGCAACGCCAGCGGCGGCGGCGGCCCUCCGGCGCCGGCGGCCAACGAGGACGUGAAGAUCGGGCUGCUCUUCGCCUCCAAGGCGCUGCUGCAGCUGCUGGUGAACCCGCUGAGCGGGCCCUUCAUCGACCGCGUGGGCUACGUGCUGCCGCUGCUGAUCGGCCUGGCCGUGCUGGUGCUGUCCACGGCCGUCUUCGCCUUCGCCGAGAGCUACGGCACGCUCUUCGCGGCGCGCAGCCUGCAGGGCCUGGGCUCGGCCUUCGCCGACACCUCGGGCAUCGCCCUGCUGGCCGACGCCUACCCCGAGGAGGCCGAGCGCAACCGGGCGCUGGGCAUCGCGCUGGCCUUCAUCUCCUUCGGCAGCCUGGUGGCGCCCCCCUUCGGCGGCCUGCUCUACCACUUCGCCGGCCGCCGCGUGCCCUUCCUGGCGCUGGGCGGCCUGGCGCUGCUGGACGCGGCGCUGCUGCUGCUGGCCGCCCGGCCGGGCUGGGCGCGGGCGCGCGAGAACCGCCCGGUGGGCACGCCCAUCCACCGCCUGAUGGGCGACCCCUACAUCGCGGUGGUGGCCGGCGCGCUCACCACCUGCAACAUCCCGCUGGCCUUCCUGGAGCCCACCAUCGCCACCUGGAUGGCCGGCCGCAUGGGCGCCAGCGACUGGGAGGCCGGCCUGGCCUGGCUGCCGGCCUUCGUGCCGCACGUGCUGGGCGUCUACCUGACCAUCCGCCUGGCCGACCGCUACCCGCACCUGCAGUGGUUCUACGGCGCGCUGGGCCUGGUGGUGAUCGGCGCCAGCUCCUGCACGCUGCCCGCCUGCCGCACCUUCUGGCAGCUGGUGCUCCCGCUCUGCGGCAUCUGCUUCGGCAUCGCGCUGGUGGACACGGCGCUGCUGCCCACGCUGGCCUUCCUGGUCGACGUGCGCUACGUCUCGGUCUACGGCAGCGUCUACGCCAUCGCCGACAUCUCCUACUCGCUGGCCUACGCGCUGGGGCCCAUCGUGGCCGGCGAGAUCGUGCACUCCUUCGGCUUCGUCAAGCUCAACCUGGGCAUGGGCCUGGCCAACGUGCUCUACGCGCCCGUCCUGCUGGCCCUCCGGAACAUUUGCAAGAUGAAGCCCUCGCACUCGGAGCGCAACGUCCUCCUCGACGAGGGGCCCAAGGGACUCUACGACACCAUCCGCCUGGAGGAGCGGGCGCGCCAGGGCGGCGGGGGCAAGGGCGCGGACUCUGGCCGCAGGGACUGCCCGGGGGCUUCUGGAGAGGACUCCUCGGGGGAGGACUACACCUAG